Messenger RNA from Hydractinia symbiolongicarpus, 1302 nucleotides. RefSeq lists its product as uncharacterized. The transcript has 3 exons. Lineage: Eukaryota; Metazoa; Cnidaria; Hydrozoa; Anthoathecata; Hydractiniidae. The coding region runs from base 1 to 1302 and encodes 433 amino acids. The record is from RefSeq and is a predicted model, not a curated record.
AUGUCAUCUGUCAAACCACUAGGAGCAGAUGAUAGAAUGGUCUAUAAAACGGCAUAUUUUGCCAAUAAGGUGUCCACAAUAAUUAAUGCAAAUUAUAUUAAUGAUGCUGUAAAUCUAUCAUCUCAACAAAUAAUAAACGGUAUCAACCAAUGCAUUUCUGAAGGAUCUGGAUGGACUAUUGAAUCAGUAGAUGCACAUUAUUUUAAUUUAAUUAAAUAUAAUCCACUAAGUGGAUCAAGCUAUAUAGAACUACCAGAAGAAUUAAGAAAUAGUAAAAAGGGACUAAUCAAUAUAAAAAAUAUAGAUAAUGAAUGUUUUAGAUGGUGCCAUAUUAGACAUUUGAACCCACAGAAGAAAAAUCAACAGCGAAUCAAAAGAUGUGAUAGAGCAUACAUCAAUGAAUUGAACUAUGAUAAUAUUGAAUUUCAUUUAACCAUUAAAGAAUAUAACAGGAUUGAGAAACAGAUCAAUAUCAGAAUAAAUGUAUUUGGCUAUGAGGAUAAACUACUAUAUCCAAUAUAUGUAUCAAAAGAAAAAUAUAAAAACAGUAUGUCCCUACUAUUGAUUACCAAGGAUGAAAACAAACAUUAUGUAUUAAUAGAGGAUUUCAACAGCUUCAUGUUUAAUCAAACGAAGCCCUCAAAUAAAAAACACUUCUAUUUUGAAGCCAUUUCGGAGAAGAUCCAUGGAUGCGCACCAGAAAAUAAGAAAUCAUAUACUGAGGCAUACCAGAAGGAUGUAGAUUGUGGAUAUCGAUAUAAAGUAGUAUGUAGAUAUGAUGACAAAUAUAGCAAACAACUAAAACAUAUAGAGGUCCAGAUGCUUAAAGAAUAUAUAGAUACAGAUAUUAGAGUUAGGGAUCACUGCUAUGUAACAGGUAAUUAUAGAGGAUCAGCACAUAAGGAUUGUAAUCCUAACCAUAGAAUAACAGACAAAAUACCAUUGGUUUUCCAUAAUUUGACAGGAUAUGAUAGUCAUUUUAUUAUGCAACAGAUUGGUAAAAUUGUUAAAAAACACUCCUAUAAAACUAAAAAUGGAGAACAAAAGGAAAUGGAUAUUAUUGUAAUUCUAAACAGUAUGGAAAAGUACAUGGUAUUCAUGUUGAGUAAUAAUCUUACAUUUAUCGAUAGUUUUCAAUUCAUCAGUUCAAGUCUGGAGAAAUUGGUAGAUAACCUAACAGAAAAGUCCUUCAAAUAUACAAAAGAAGAAUUCGGAAAGAGUAACAGAUAUGAUCUAAUGACUAAAAAGGGUGUAUAUCCUUCUGAUUACAUGGAUUGCUUAGUAGUAGUAGGGGGUCCCUAA